AUGUCUUCCCCAAUAUUACCAUUCACUGAAGCCAACUCUAAGAGAGUCACUUCAUUAUUUAGACAAGCUUUAAGAACCGCCUAUGAUCAUUCAAUGAGAUGGGAUGUUUAUAGAGAUGCCACCAUAAAUAUCAGACGACAAUUUGAAGCCAAUAAACAUAUUUCUAAUCAACAAGAAUUAGAAGCUGCAAUUAACAAAACUAAAGCUAAAUUGGCCGAAUGGAAACACCCUGAUCCAUAUAUUCCACCAUGUAGACCAGGCGGUACUAAAUACCAAAGAAAUAUCCCAGUGGCAAGAGAACCACUUGUACCAGGUGAUUGGUAA
Candida dubliniensis CD36 is the source of this 324-nucleotide messenger RNA. RefSeq lists its product as uncharacterized. The coding region runs from base 1 to 324 and encodes 107 amino acids. The transcript has a single exon. Gene Ontology annotation, biological process: mitochondrial electron transport, NADH to ubiquinone. Lineage: Eukaryota; Fungi; Ascomycota; Pichiomycetes; Serinales; Debaryomycetaceae. The record is from RefSeq and is a predicted model, not a curated record.